Messenger RNA from Ailuropoda melanoleuca (giant panda), 951 nucleotides. RefSeq names its product BPI fold containing family A member 2 (gene BPIFA2). Gene Ontology annotation, cellular component: secretory granule; extracellular exosome. The transcript is spliced from 8 exons. Lineage: Eukaryota; Metazoa; Chordata; Mammalia; Carnivora; Ursidae. The record is from RefSeq and is a predicted model, not a curated record. Gene Ontology annotation, molecular function: lipopolysaccharide binding. Bases 1 to 750 code for a protein of 249 amino acids.
AUGCUUCAGCUUUGGAAACUUGUUCUCUUAUGCGGUCUGCUCACUGGGACCGCGGCAUCUCUUCUUGGAAAUCUUGGCGAUGACAUGAGGAAUGCUGUGAACAAGCUGAAACCUGCUGUUGAAAAGAGACUUGAGACCAUUGACGAUACACUUGAAUCUAUCGUUCAGAAACUGACCGUUGACCUGAGGAAGCUUCAGGAAUCCAAGGCUUGGCACCUGGCCAAGCAGAAGAUGCAAGAAGUGAAGAACUUGGUGAACGAUGCUCUUUCUAAGAUCACUUCAGCUAAGGAUGAGACUUUGGGGUUGAACACCAUUAACUCCCGCAUCCUGAAAAUCAAAGUUGAACUGACUCCUGAUGCCGGAGGCAUUAACGUAAGGGUCCCCGUCGUCGCCGAUGUCACCCUGGCCCUGCCUGUCAUUGGCCAGGUGGUCAACCUGAAGGCCUCUUUGGACCUCCUGACUGAUGUCAGAGUUGCAGCCGAUGCCCAGACUGGAGUCCCCAGCGUGACCAUAGGAAAAUGCAGCAGUGACUCAGACAGCAUCUCACUCACCGUGCUGGACAGCCACAACCCUCGGAUCGGAAAGGCCAUGAACACCGUGAGCAGCUUCCUGACAAAGACCGCGUCCCUCCUGGUAGAGAAGGAUGUGUGCCCACUGAUCCACACCUUACUCUCCACCCUGGAUGCACACAUUAUUCAGGACAUCAUUGAUAAAUAUCAAAAGGAAAACCACCAGCAUAACGAUGUCUGAAGAGGGAGAUGGGGAGGACUGCUGGUGAUGCCCACCUGAAGACCGGUGCCCAGUGGCUCGACAGUGUCCCUUGUAGCAUCUCCAUCUGGGAAGGUGCAGCCACCCCCAACCAUCUGAGCGCAGCCAGAAGGAGCCCUCCCAGAGACGACUCCUCACCGUUGGACAGCAGCCUCUGUGCUCACCACCCUCCCUCCACCCCUG